This is a messenger RNA of Acanthaster planci (crown-of-thorns starfish), 1267 nucleotides long. RefSeq names its product RNA polymerase I subunit H (gene polr1h). The record is from RefSeq and is a predicted model, not a curated record. Gene Ontology annotation, molecular function: nucleic acid binding; zinc ion binding. Gene Ontology annotation, biological process: DNA-templated transcription; termination of RNA polymerase I transcription. Gene Ontology annotation, cellular component: RNA polymerase I complex. NCBI's taxonomy places the organism in Eukaryota, Metazoa, Echinodermata, Asteroidea, Valvatida, Acanthasteridae.
CGUUUCGUUUCACCCGUGGUAGAAACAUAUGUGCGAGAUGUCGGGAGAAACGAGCCACGAAGUCUUCACUUCUUCGAGGGAAUUCUGCCCUCAAUGUGGGUCUAUCUUACCAUUUCCCAAACCGGGAACAUUGCUCAUGAAGUGCAGUUUAUGCCCGUAUGGAGUGGAUUCUAGAACUGCCCUACAUGACAUCGUCUACCAUUCCUAUCUUCGGCUCAACACCCGCAAAAAGGUCAGAGGUCAGGCAGAGGUCACCACCGAGAAAGACCUGGGACCGCUAAUUGACAGGGCUUGUGCCAAGUGUGGCCAUGACGGUCUCCAUUUCCACACCAGGCAGACGAGAUCAGCGGAUGAGGGCCAGACUGUCUUCUAUUUCUGCCCGUCAUGCAAACAUCAAGAGAUUGAGUACUCAUGAGAUGCUCCCGACGGUCCCCGGGGAAAGGAUCACAAUAUGGAAGAGUGGAAGCUGACAUUCUUGCUAGACAGAGGGGGAACUUUGACCCAGCGACCGACUGGUGGAAUACUGACUCUGAUGUUUGGUGCAUCGUCGCGUGUUUAGCUGCCGGGAAAAUGUGGCCAUCCUGAUGUCAGUGCAUGCUUCAGCCAAGGGGAAGGUCCAGUGAAGAACUGUGGCUAGCCACGAUGGAAUUGACUAGCACGGAGUGCAAGGCCAUGUCUGAAACGGGCUUCCAGAGCUUUGGCUAACCUCUAUUAACAAUAUGCUUCUGCAUAUUUCCCAUAGAGCGAAGACGUAGACCAAGCUGGUUGUUGGACUUGACGAUGGUUCGGUCUAGCCAAGCUGGUCCCAUUGUUGGCUUAUCUGGGCUUCGUUAGUCUGGUUCCCUAAUGUCUCCGAGAGAGUUUCUGCCAGGAUUGAAAUGUCAGGCCCUCGAAUAUUUUGAUUUAUAUAUUGAGUAUACAUUUUGUUUCAGCAUUUAAAAAAUAUUUUCUUUGCUUCAAAUCAAUUCCCUGUACUCUCUCCACAAUCCUUUGAGGCAUCAUCACCAGUUAUUCAGCAUUACAUGUUAAAUGACUGAUUGGAGAUGAAAAAAAGGACACUGCUCAUCAUUAUUUGAAGGACAAUGCAACUUGGGGGACGUGGUGAUGGUAGAAAAUUUUUGGACAGUUGGAAGCGUGCAAACAGGUGGUUGUCCCACUGGAAAUAAUUAGAAUUUUUACCCCUUCCCUAUCGUUUUUGUGAGCAUUAUAUAGAAACAUGGUAUUAAAAGAUAUUGACUGAAUAUCAGACAUGGAAGUAUCAUUGAAA